AAUGUUCUAGUCUGUAUAAUAGGAUCUGAUGGUCAAUAGUGUCAAAAGCAGCACUAAGAUCUAACAAGAUGAGCACAGAGAGAAGUCCCCUGUCUGAAGCUAGAAGUAGAUCAUUUGUAACUUUAACUAGUACAGUCUCAGUGCUAUGGUGGACUCUAAAUCCUGACCGAAACUCCUCAAAUAAACUGUUGUCAUGGAGAUCGGCGGCGGUGAGGACGAGGAGCCCGGGCCGGCUCGAGCUGGGGUGGACUGGUAGUGUCGCUGCUCUCACUGUUUGCCUAUGGACACAGACAUAGAGUCUGUUUUCUGCCAGGAAUUUCCAAGAUCAAUUCUGGAAGAAAUUUCAGAAUCAGUUGAGUAAAUGGUCUUAUGUGUUGAAGUAAAUAUGUCUGUAAAUGUUUUUAUUACUAUAUUUCUACUGCUAUAUUGUAUAUUUUGGAGAAACUGUAACGAUCGAAUUUCCCUCUGGGAUAAUAAAGUAUUUCUGAUUCUGAACUAGAGGACGUUAGUUGGAGUGGCCUGCGGUGCUGUGCAUUCUGGGAUUUGGUGUCUUUCAUCAACAUGAGCCAAAAAGACACUUUCUGCCUUUUCUCGGUCAAGAAAGCACCAACUUCAAAAUCCUCAAAGAGCAAACCUGCGGCUGACUCAGGAUCAGUGCCCAACGAGCCAAAACCUGCAACUGAAGCUGACUCAGUAUCAAUGUCCAAGGAGCCAAAACCCUCAGGAUCAGUGCCCAAGGAGCCGAAACCCUCAAGAUCAGUGCCCAAGGAGCCAAAACCUGCAACUGAAGCUAACUCAGUAUCAAUGUCCAAGGAGCCAAAACCCUCAGGAUCAGUGCCCAAGGAGCCGAAACCCUCAAGAUCAGUGCCCAAGGAGCCAAAACCUGCAACUGAAGCUAACUCAGUAUCAAUGUCCAAGGAGCCAAAACCCUCAGGAUCAGUGCCCAAGGAGCCGAAACCCUCAAGAUCAGUGCCCAAGGAGCCAAAACCUGCAACUGAAGCUAACUCAGUAUCAAUGUCCAAGGAGCCAAAACCCUCAGGAUCAGUGCCCAAGGAGCUGAAACCCUCAAGAUCAGUGCCCAAGGAGCCAAAACCUGCAACUGAAGCUAACUCAGUAUCAAUGUCCAAGGAGCCGAAACCCUCAGGAUCAGUGCCCAAGGAGCCAAAACCUGCAACUGAAGCUAACUCAGUAUCAAUGUCCAAGGAGCCGAAACCCUCAAGAUCAGUGCCCAAGGAGCCAAAACCUGCAACUGAAGCUAACUCAGUAUCAAUGUCCAAGGAGCCAAAACCCUCAGGAUUAGUGCCCAAGAAGACAAAACCUAAAGCUGACUCAGGAUCAGUGCCUGCAGCUGAUAAACAGAAGAGCAGCAAACCUGAGAAGAAAGCUGCCAGCAAACCCAAAUGCACAAAAGCCUCAGCUGGGAAAGCUGUGUAGGAUUCUGCUCAGAGUACAAACAAG
Messenger RNA from Labrus mixtus (cuckoo wrasse), 1458 nucleotides. RefSeq names its product proteoglycan 4-like. The coding region runs from base 562 to 1434 and encodes 290 amino acids. The transcript has 4 exons. The record is from RefSeq and is a predicted model, not a curated record. NCBI's taxonomy places the organism in Eukaryota, Metazoa, Chordata, Actinopteri, Labriformes, Labridae.